UUAAAAAUCGAUCAUUCCUUUUUUUUUUUUCACUUUUCUCCAAAAUUAGCUUUUCUUUCUAAAAUUUAAGAAUCCGCGAACAUCCUCUAAAGAAAUUGGGCGUUGGCUUUUGCGCUUCCUCCCUUAGUUCAUCACCCUCGUUAACGCAUCGAUUUUUUAAGUCUCUCGACUAAUAAAGCAAAUCCAGGCAAAACCCCGAAUCAAAAACCCGCAUCAACACCUCUCACUCCCUAUCUUUCUUUCCAAAAAAAUCCCUAUCCCGCCGCUUCUUUCCCUAAAAUCACCUUUGCCACCACCACCUCCCCGUUGGUGCUCUUUCCAUACUCCGAUCAUCUACCACUACCAACAACUCCCCUUAAAUGGCGGACGCCGCAGCCGCAACUUUUUCGUCGGACGCAAUAACCACUGCUUCUUCGGACGGGCCCGUCCUUAGCCUCAUCAACAAACGCCUCCGUGCCCUACGCAAGAAAUACAACCGCAUCCUCCAGAUGGAAGAAUCCGUCUCCCAAGGCAAACCCUUGAACAAAGAACAAGAAGAAGUCCUCCGUUCCAAACCCGCCGUCUCCGCCCUCAUCGAUGAACUUGAGAAGCUUCGCCAGCCUCUCUCUUCAGCCAUCUCCGAAGAAAUCUCACUUGCCUUGCGGCGUCAAACCGUUUCAUCGGAAGAAACAACCUCAGAAGCCCAACGGGACAAGGCUGAAGUCCUAGUCUCCCAAGGCAAACUCUUGAACAAAGAACAAGAAGAAGUCCUCCGUUCCAAACCCGCCGUCUCCGCCCUCAUCGAUGAACUUGAGAAGCUUCGCCAGCCUCUCUCUCUAGCCAUCUCCGAAGAAAUCUCACUUGCCUUGCGGCGUCAAACCGUUUCAUCGGAAGAAACAACCUCAGAAGCCCAACGGGACAAGGCUGAAGUCCUAGAACAACAGCCUAAUGAGCCAGAUCAUGCCGUUGAGGAUCUACUCAAUCUGCUCUAUUUCGGGUCGUUGUUCGAUGUCAAGUCUCAGAAUGAUUUUACUUCGACCAUGUUGACUAGGACUCACGAGAGAGGCUGUUGCUUGACGUACGAUUACGUUACCGACGACGCUACUGAUCUGCUUAGCGAGAAAGAUUUGGAUUUGAUUUCGAUGCUGAGUGGAUUGUUGACUUCACGACCUGCUGAUUCCAGUUUGUCUCACAAGAACGCUUUGCACCGCUGCAUCCAUCAUGCUAAGCUUUGGCUUUGUAACUCUGACCAGCCCAUUGACCCCAAUGCCGACGUUUCCUAUGCUGGGUUGAGAGAGAGGCUUAGCAAGAUUAUGGCUUUGGAUUACUUUACAACCACGCCGGAGAUGAAGGCUCCUGUUGAAGUGGCGGCUGCUGCUGCUGGGACUUAUACCUCUUUCCAGGUUCCGGUGCACGGUGUGCCCAUUUCUGUGCCUGUUCAGGUGGAAGAUUGUGUCAGGCAUUACCAGCAGAAGGAAGAAGAUUCAUCAAAUUAUGAAGAAGCUGAGACUGUCGACAAUCAAUUUAGUACUGCAGAGGAACUUCAAAAGGAUGAACUGGAGAUAGAAAAUCAUGCAGAGGAUAUUACAGUUCAAAAGGAACAUGGCAAACUACAGCCGGAGAUGGAGCAUAAUCAGACAGAUGGAGAACCCAAGGAGCAACGGUAUGUUCGUCGAAGAUCCUCUCAGAACCAAAGAGGCGGCCGUGUUACUGGGGGUGGCCGUAGGGGUUAUUCCAAUGGUCGUGGAGGUCGAGGCAGUGGAAGGGGAGGUGGAACCUACCAGAAUGGGCGAAGCCAAUAUUAUGAUCAGCCUGGCAACUAUUAUUCUAGGAACUACUAUAGCAACAGGGGAAGAGGUGGCAGAGGCGGUGGCCGUGCUUACAUCAAUCACGGCUCAGCAGUUCAGGGUGGUCAUCCCUCAGCUGAUGUUGGUAUGGCCUCAUGACAGCUUUAAUCGGUGUCUAUAGGGUCCGUUUUUCCAGGUGGGUGGUAAAAAUAUACUUUUUUGUGCCUUGCAUGAAAGAUGGUUUAAAUGUGGGUUAAUGCUGAUAUCGUACCAUCGAGGACACCCCAUUUAACUUCCUUUUUGUAGUUCAGUUAAUUUAAGGACUUUUAUUGGAAUCCUUGGAAAACGGGGAGUUCUAGCUAUAUCCUUUUUUGGUUUAACAUGCAAUUCUUGUGGCCCUAUAUUUGAUCCAUCGAUCAUGGUUGGUUGAAUAAUCAAGUUCCUAUCGUGCUUGAUUACUUUCUUGUCAUGAUAGGUGGGAAUCUCAGUUCAAUAAAUAUUACGUGAAGAAUCUAAGGGGUGAUGGAAGGCUCCCUUCCUUGGGUAAUGUUUAAGUAGUGUUUGGUAAGAGGCAAUUAUUUUGAAUAUUAUAGUGAUUUAUAUAUAAUAAUUAAAUCAUCGUAUUUGGUAUGAUAAUUUUGAAUCAUCAUAUCAGUAUAUUGGAGUGCUAUAUAAUUCUCAUACAAAAAGGUAA
This is a messenger RNA of Durio zibethinus, 2460 nucleotides long. RefSeq lists its product as uncharacterized. NCBI's taxonomy places the organism in Eukaryota, Viridiplantae, Streptophyta, Magnoliopsida, Malvales, Malvaceae. The record is from RefSeq and is a predicted model, not a curated record.